AUGGUUGUAGAAAAUUUGAGUGACGAUGUAAUUGUGAUUUCUGGUAUCUCUGGAAAAUUUCCUAAUAGCAAUAAUGUCGAUGAACUCAUGGAAAAUCUUAUUAAUGGUGUCGAUUGUGUAUCGGAAAAUCAUAGGAGAUGGCCCAAUAAAUACAAAGAAAUACCUUACCGUAUGGGAACAAUGAAAGACAUCACAAAGUUGGAUAACAUUUUUUUUGGCAUUAGUUCGAGAGUUGCAGCUACGACGGAUCCAGUAACGAGAUUGUUGACAACGGCAAUUUUUGAAGCUAUCAUUGAUGCCGGAUUGAAUCCUGCAGAAUUACAUAAUACCAAAAUUGCAGUCUUUGCAUCAUUGUCUUAUCAAGAAUCAGACAAAGGAAUUUUUUAUGAAAAAUACGAGCCAUAUGGUCUUGGAAUUGUGGGAUCCGCUCGAACAAUGACAGCAAAUCGAAUAUCCUUUACUUUGGAUUUAAUAGGUCCAAGUUGUACCGUCCAAUCAGAAUGCGUUGGAAGUGCAACAGCCUUGCAAAAAGCAUUCGAAGUUAUAAAAUCUGGUGAAUGCGAAGCAGCAAUCGUUGAUGCUGGAAUUCUUAAUUUAUAUCCGAAUUUUUCUUAUCAUCUUAAAGAAUUAGGAUUAGCAUCAUCAGACGGAAUAAACAGAUCGUUUGAUGCAAAGGCUUCGGGAUUCUCACGCAGCGAAUCAAUAGGUGUGCUCUUUUUACAAAAAGCCAAAAAUGCAAGGCGUAUUUACGCAGAGAUUAGUGCUAUAAAUGUGGAAUAUGGCGGAAGUAUAGAUGACCACACUAUGAUUCUCAAUUCUGCACAGUUCCAAGCGCAAAUAAUGAAAAAGACUUUGAAAGACUGUAACUUAAGACCAAGUGAUAUUACUUAUAUUGAGGCCGAUGGUAUAGCAGUGAAGAAAAUAGAUCGCGAAGAAUUAAAAGCGAUCGAUCUUGUUUACGGACAGGAUCGAAGCCCUUCUAAUCCCCUUCUAAUUGGAUCAGUAAAAUCAAACAUUGGUCAUACAAGUUCUGGUAAUACAAUAAAUUCAAUUAUAAAGGUAAUUUUGGCUAUGGAGAAAGACAUUAUUCCUCCGAAUCUUCAUUAUGAUGAACCUCCGGAAGAUGCUAAAUGUCUUCAAGAUGGACGUGUUAAAGUUGUUACAAAACCGACACAUUGGACAGAAGGUUACGCAGCCGUCAAUACUGCCUCUUUCAACGGUCUCUUUUCCCACAUUAUCUUAAAACGUCAUUCGAAAAAUAAAAAAAAAGGAAAGCUAUCAACGCAAGAUUUCCCUCGACUUUUGACAUCCUCUGCACGAAAUAAGGAGAUGUUAACAUUGAUCUUUAAUUCUUUAAAAACAAACAAUUCCAACGAGGAAUUACUGCAGUUAAUCAACGAUGCUAUGAUAAAACCAUUAAAUCACUCUCUAUUUCGUGGAUACAUACUAUUGUCAUCAACAGAAGAGACGGAAUCAAAAACAAUUUUGGAAGAAAUUGUACCUGUUAACGAAACAUCUAAGGAAUUAUGGUUUGUUUUUACGGGAAUGGGCUGUCAAUGGACUGGAAUGGGUCAAUCUCUAAUGAAAAUACCAAUCUUUGCUGAAGCAAUAAAAAUAUGUGACAAGGUAUUAAAACCUCGAGGUUAUGAUAUUGUGCAUAUUAUAUGUGACAAUGAUCCAACUAUAUACGACAAUAUUGUAAACAGUUUUCUAGGAAUAGCAGCUAUACAAAUCGGUCUGGUGGAUGUUUUAUACGCAGUUGGAGUAAAACCAAAUUACAUAAUCGGACACUCUGCUGGUGAGCUGGGUUGUUCAUACGCUGAUGGUUGUUGCACGCGGGAAGAAACGAUUUUAACCGCUCUCUUUCGAGGUCUGGCUUCUGUAGAAACUGAAAUGAUAAUUGGAGCGAUGGCUGCAGUUGGUAUUGGUUACCAAGAAAUUAAACAUUUUCUUCCCAAAGACAUUGAUGUUGCUUGCCACAACGGGCCGCAAAGUUCUACUAUAAGUGGACCUAUCGAAUCUAUAAAAGCUUUUAUCAAGGAAUUACAGAGUAAAGGAAUAUUUGCUAAGAUCGUACCAACCGGUAAUAUUUCAUAUCAUAGUCGUUACAUUCACCCAGCUGCUCUAAAAUUGGCGGAUUACUUAAAAAAAGUCAUACUUCAACCAAAACAACGCAGUGAACGUUGGAUAUCUACAUCUUUUCCGAGAAACAAAUGGCAUUCACUAAAAGCUUGUUAUUCUUCGUCAGAAUAUUUUACAAAUAAUUUUAUUUCUCCCGUUUUAUUCGAAGAAGUAUUACAAAUGAUACCGAAAAACAGUAUAACCCUUGAAAUUUCUCCCCACGGACUUCUACAGACUAUUUUAGCACAAUCAUUGAACAGUAAUAUCAUUAAUUUAUCAUUAACUAAACGAGGCCACAAGGACAAUACAAUUUUACUUCUAUCUACAUUAGGAAAGCUUUAUAAUCUUGGAAUUCCCAUAACAGUUGGGAAUCUUUAUCCGCGAGUUCCAUACCCUGUUUGUAAAGGUACCCCAUCGAUUUCUUCGCUAAUGCGAUGGGAACAUAGUAUUGAUUGGAACGUGAAUUAUAUUAUAAUACCUUCCACUAUUUAUUUGCGGCUUGUUCAAGAUCUUUACUUGGAUCAGAGAGAGAAAGAAUCUGAUAAUUUUCUUAUAUUUGAGGACAUUGUAAUUCAUGAUCUAUUAUUAAAAAUACCAAAAAAUGAUAAACUUUCUUUGACAAUUAUUGUUAUGAAGGGGUCAGGAAAAUUUGAAGUAUUGAUAAAUGAAAAGACUAUUGUAGCUACUGGAACUAUAUGCUUUACAAAAAAUGAAAUAUUAACGAAGGAAGAUUUUUAUACGAGUCUUCUUAUUCGUGGUUAUAAAUAUGGAGAAUUUUAUAAAUCCGUCAAUGGACUAUCUUUAACUUCUUUAAGUGGACAAAUAAAAUGGAAAAAAAAUUGGAUACCUGCACUGGAAGGAUUAUAUCAAGUACUAAUUUUUAGAACUAAUAAUAAACACAUGCUAAUGCCUAAUAGAAUACAAAAGAUCGUAAUUGACAUGAAACAAUUGGAAGAAGAAUUGACGGAUAAAAAUGAUAUAACAGGAAAUUAUUUUUUAGUGUUACCGAUGAAAUACGAACCACAGAUCAAAUCAAUAGCUUGUACAGGUAUUGAAGUAAGCGGUAUUGAACUUAAAGAAGUAUUUAUAAAAGACACAAAUAUUGAGCUAUUAGCGGAUGAAGUUCGAUUUAUUUCGAAUGUAAAUGAAACGGAGAUGAAUACAAUUGACGUUUUCCACGCUGUACUAGGAGUAAUAUCAGAAAAUAUUAACAAAAGUGCUACGGAGAGAAUGGUUAUAAUAAAAGAGACAGGAUAUGAUCAUAAUAAUAUUUUUGAGUGUCUCGAAAACCUUUCGAAGAUGACUAAGUUUAAUUUUGAAUUAAAAUGCAUUGAUAGAACACAUCUUGAGAAAAUACUUGAUGAAAAUUUUACUUUGAUGAUUAUCGAGUAUUAUUUAUUUAAAGAUAUAAGACAUAUCAUUACUAAUAUCAGUAGAGAAUCAUUUCUAUUAACUGUUAUAAAAAUGGAAGAUGAAGAUAAUGCGAUUGCUAUGAUAAAAAGUGUAGGAUUAUUCGUUCUUUUGAAGAUAAAAAUAACUUCUGGUCAUACUGUCUUACUUUUAAAAAAGGAAGAAGAUUUAAAACGAGCGGUUGUCGUUAAAAAUCAACAAAAUUGUAUCGAUCAGUUAAAAACUUGUUUACGACAAUCGAAAUAUGAUAAUGUUAUAUUUUUGGUAAACUCUACUGUUGAAAAUAAUAUAUUUGAAAUACUUCAAGAUUUAAAACAAGAGCCGGAAUAUAAGAAACUUCGCAUUUUCGAUUUACAAGACGCAAAAGCACCGAUAUUUUCACUUGAAAAUAAAUUCUAUGAAAAUCAAAUAAAAUUAAAUUUUCGUCAAAACGUGUUAUCGGCAAACAGUGUAUGGGGCACAUACAGAUGGAUGCCAUUGACAGAAAAGUCUAAAUUUUCUUCGCACUGGAAAGCAAACUUUGAAAAAUCAGGUUCAAUAACUUGGAUGGAAGAAUUACCACUUAUUAACGAACCAAAUAAAAGCAUUGUAACAGUAGAGUGUGCUGCAUUCGAUCUAAAUGUUUAUGAAUACUCGUUACAAAAUGACGUCAGCUUGGAAUCACACAUAUCUGUUGUUGAAUAUUCAGGAAGAGAUGAAAAUGGUCGUAGAGUAAUGGGACUUGUUGACAAUUUCAUUAUAAGCAAUGAAAUUAUCCCUGAUCCAGAACUCACUUGGAUUAUUCCAGACAAUCUGAGCUUCGAGGAUGCUGCAACAAUUCCUCAUGCUUAUUUUGCAGCUUUCUGUAUAUUACAUUCUAAUGCUUUUAAAUUUAAACGAAUGGAAACUAUUUUGGUACAUUUUGGUGCUAGUGACGUAGGACAGGCUCUCAUAAAUAUAUCUUUGUCGUAUAAUUUUGAUGUUUAUACUACUUAUGAAACGGAAGCUGAAAAACAGAUCAUCGAGUUGAUACAACCACGUUUACCACAGUCACAGAUUAUUAAUAUAAAACACUAUAAAACUGAUAUUUUGACUAUUACGAAGAGGAAAGGCUUGGACUUCGUUGUUGCAAGCUAUUCAGUUUUAGACGAUUUAGAUUCUUGUUUAGACAUUGUUAAAGAUUUACAACAAAUGGCAAUGUUCUACGAUUGUAAUAAGCCUACUUAUUAUUUGUUACCACUAGCUAACUUUAUUAAACACAUAAGUUUGUAUUGUUACUGUUUACAAGAUCUUUUUAAGUUGUCACCGGAAAAGAAAAGAGAGUCAGCUGACCUAAUGAGAGCAGCUUUGCAGGCGGGUUACGUAAAACCAAUUAUAUCGCGAAAACUUUAUCUUCAAGGAACUGUAGAGGAAAAAAACAAAGUUGUUUAUGAACGUUUUGGAAAAGUAUUUAUUCAUCCGCUCAAACAGAUCAAAUCAAUCCACGUUCCUCGUUUGUGCUUUGACAAGAACAAAUGUUACUUUAUCGUAGAAGGCUUAGACAUUUUUGGCAUGCAAUUAAUGAAAUGGAUGAUCGAUGAAGGUGUUACCAAACUUUUUGUAGUUUCUAAAAUAGCAUCCAAGGAGAAAGAAAUCUUAUAUUUACAGAAAUUAUGUGAACGUGGACAAAAGAUUAUCAUACGAGUUGGGGUUGACCUAACGAAAGCACCAACGAUGCAUAAAUUAUUAAAGGAAGCCUCUUCUGUAGGUCAACUCGGUGCUAUUUUUGAUUUUCAUAGAACAAGUAAAGAAUUUGUGAGGUCUUCAUUAGUUACAACCUCGAUCACUCAAAUACUUGAUCAAGAAUCUAAAAAAAUCUGCCCAUUACUUGAAAAUUUUGUUAUUUUUUCGUUUUACAAUGAAAACGAACCUUUUUCUCGGUUUUCUAUUGUGGAAAAUAUUUGUGAACAAAGAAAAGCAUUAGGUCAACAUGGACUAUUUGUGCUUCUUCCUUCUUUAUUUGAAUCUACACAAUCCGAACGUAAACCGAAGAAAGAAUUUUUUGUGGAAAUGUCACAUUUCUUACAACGAUUGAGAGUUUUAUUGAAAGAAAAUUCUUCUAUAAUUUGUGUGUACCAUAACAUUUUAAAAGAACAUACUUCUAUUGAAGACCUGAAACUGCAAACAAAUAAUGAACAAAAAGAGAAGAAUAAACAAGAAGAGAGUGAACUUGAACUUUUUGAGAAAUAUAUAUAUACUCCAUCGAAAUCGAAAGCAUUAAAUAUCUAA
Polistes dominula (European paper wasp) is the source of this 5778-nucleotide messenger RNA. Its product is annotated as fatty acid synthase. Gene Ontology annotation, molecular function: oxidoreductase activity; fatty acid synthase activity. NCBI's taxonomy places the organism in Eukaryota, Metazoa, Arthropoda, Insecta, Hymenoptera, Vespidae. Gene Ontology annotation, biological process: fatty acid biosynthetic process. The record is from RefSeq and is a predicted model, not a curated record.